This is a messenger RNA of Plasmodium relictum, 2442 nucleotides long. RefSeq names its product cell division cycle protein 48 homologue, putative. The transcript is spliced from 2 exons. The record is from RefSeq and is a predicted model, not a curated record. Bases 1 to 2442 code for a protein of 813 amino acids. Gene Ontology annotation, cellular component: nucleus; VCP-NPL4-UFD1 AAA ATPase complex; cytosol. Gene Ontology annotation, molecular function: polyubiquitin modification-dependent protein binding; ATP hydrolysis activity; ATP binding. Lineage: Eukaryota; Apicomplexa; Aconoidasida; Haemosporida; Plasmodiidae. Gene Ontology annotation, biological process: retrograde protein transport, ER to cytosol; mitotic spindle disassembly; autophagosome maturation.
AUGGAAAAUAAUGCUGAUUUGAAAGCUUUACCUGAUGAGAAUAAUGGUGAACAUAAAGUAGUAAAAAAAAAAAAUUUAAGUAGGCUUAUAGUAGAAGAGGCAACAAAUGAUGAUAACUCAGUAGUUGCUUUAAAUACAAAAAGAAUGGAAGAAUUAAAAUUUUUUAGAGGAGAUACAAUUUUAAUUAAAGGAAAAAAAAGGCAUUCAACUAUUUGUAUCAUUUUAAAUGAUAAUGAUUUAGAUGAGGGAAAGAUAAGAAUAAAUAAAGUUGCAAGAAAAAACUUGAGAGUAUGCUUAGGGGAUGUUGUUUAUGUGAAAUCUUGUCCGGAAAUUCCAUAUGGAAAGAAAAUUCAAGUAUUACCAAUAGAUGACACAAUAGAAGGAUUGGCAAAAGAUACUUUAUUUGAAAUAUUUUUAAAACCUUAUUUUAAUGAAUCAUAUAGGCCUGUUAAAAAAGGAGAUUUGUUUUUAGUAAGAGGAGGAUUUAUGUCUGUUGAAUUUAAAGUUGUUGAAGUGGAUCCUGAUGAUUAUUGUAUUGUUUCACCUGACACAGUCAUAUAUUAUGAAGGAGAUCCCAUAAAAAGAGAUGAUGAAGAAAAAUUAGAUGAAAUUGGUUAUGAUGACAUAGGAGGUUGUAAAAAGCAACUAGCUCAAAUUAGAGAAAUGAUUGAAUUGCCACUAAGACAUCCAGGCUUAUUUAAAACAUUAGGAGUUAAGCCUCCAAGAGGUGUAUUGCUAUAUGGGCCUCCAGGUAGCGGGAAAACCUGCAUAGCCAGAGCUGUAGCAAAUGAAACAGGAGCCUUUUUUUUUUUGAUAAACGGUCCAGAAGUUAUGAGUAAAAUGGCUGGAGAAGCUGAAGCCAAUUUAAGAAGAGCCUUUGAAGAAGCGGAAAAAAAUUCACCUGCCAUUAUAUUUAUUGAUGAAAUUGAUUCAAUUGCACCAAAAAGAGAAAAAACAAAUGGAGAAGUAGAAAGAAGAGUGGUUUCUCAAUUAUUAACGUUAAUGGAUGGUAUAAAAAGUAGAGGGCAAGUAGUUGUUAUUGCAGCAACAAAUAGACAAAAUUCAAUUGAUCCUGCCUUAAGAAGAUUCGGAAGAUUUGAUAGAGAAAUUGAUAUUGGAGUACCAGAUGAUAAUGGGAGAUUUGAAAUAUUAAGAAUACACACAAAAAAUAUGAAAUUAUCCCCUGAUGUGAAAUUAGAAGAAUUAGCUAGCAAUACGCAUGGUUUUGUUGGUGCUGAUUUAGCUCAGUUAUGUACUGAAGCUGCAUUAACGUGCAUACGUGAAAAAAUGGAUGUAAUUGAUUUAGAAGAUGAGAUUAUUGAUAAAGAAGUUUUGGAGAGUAUGUGUGUAACACAAGAUCACUUUAAUAUGGCAUUAGGAACGUGCAACCCCUCUUCAUUAAGAGAAACAGUUGUAGAAGUUCCUAAUGUUAAAUGGGAUGAUAUUGGUGGUUUAGAUGAAGUGAAAAAUACUUUAAGGGAAAUGAUAUUAUAUCCAAUUGAUCACCCUGAUAAAUUUGAAAAAUUUGGUAUGUCCCCAUCUAGGGGUGUUUUGUUUUAUGGACCUCCAGGCUGUGGAAAAACAUUGCUAGCUAAAGCAGUAGCCUCUGAAUGUUCAGCUAAUUUUGUCUCAAUUAAAGGCCCUGAAUUAUUAACAAUGUGGUUUGGAGAGUCUGAAGCUAAUGUUAGAGAAGUCUUUGAUAAGGCAAGAGCAGCUGCGCCUUGCGUUCUGUUUUUUGAUGAAUUAGAUUCUAUAGGAACACAAAGAGGAACAACUUUAGGAGAUGGCAGUGGUGCGGGAGAUCGUGUUAUGAAUCAGUUAUUAACAGAAAUAGAUGGAGUAGGUCCAAAAAAAAACCUUUUUUUUAUUGGUGCAACUAACAGACCUGAAUUAUUAGAUGAGGCUUUACUUAGACCAGGAAGAUUAGAUCAAUUAAUUUAUAUUCCAUUACCUGACUUAGCUGCAAGAAUUUCUAUAUUAAAUGCUAUAUUAAGAAAAUGUCCUGUUGCAGAUAAUGUUCCUAUUGAUUUCUUAGCACAAAAAACUGCAGGAUUUAGUGGUGCUGAUUUGGCUGAAUUGUGUCAAAGAGCAGCAAGAGCUGCUAUUAGAGAUGCCAUUGAUGCAGAAGAAAUGAAUAAAAAGUCAAAAUUACAAUUAAAUCCUAAUGAGAAUCAAAAUAAUGAAAACCAAAACCAAAAUAAUGAUGAAAAUACAAUAAAAUAUGAAAUUACUAGACAUCAUUUUAAAGAGGGAUUAGCUGGAGCAAGAAGAAGUGUUUCACAAGCAGAUUUAAUUAAAUAUGAUAAUUUCCGUUUAAAAUUUGAUCCCUUAUAUAAAACAAAGACUGGUGGAGCAAAUGAAGAUUUUAUAAUUGAUUGGCCAGAUGAUGAUAAUAAUGAAGAACCUCAAGAUUAUAAUGUUGAUGAUGACUUAUAUUCUUAA